Prunus dulcis (almond) is the source of this 2463-nucleotide messenger RNA. Its product is annotated as protein STRUBBELIG-RECEPTOR FAMILY 5-like. NCBI's taxonomy places the organism in Eukaryota, Viridiplantae, Streptophyta, Magnoliopsida, Rosales, Rosaceae. The transcript has 16 exons. Gene Ontology annotation, molecular function: protein kinase activity; ATP binding; receptor serine/threonine kinase binding. Gene Ontology annotation, biological process: protein phosphorylation. The coding region runs from base 37 to 2157 and encodes 706 amino acids. The record is from RefSeq and is a predicted model, not a curated record.
UUCUGGGUUUUGCUUCUCUUUUUGUGCUUUGAAAGGAUGAUCCACUUCCACAACAUUCUGGUGUUGUGGGUUUUUUUAUAUGGGUUCUUCACAACUGGGGUUUAUUCCAAGACCAAUUCCCAAGAUGUCUCUUCCCUUAAUGUGAUGUAUAACAGCAUAAACUCUCGUUCGAAACUAAGUGGUUGGAAAUCAAGUGGAGGUGACCCUUGCGGCGAUUCCUGGAAAGGGAUAAAAUGCUCAGGCUCAUCUGUAACUGAAAUAGAUCUGUCUGACCUUGGGCUCAGUGGAUCAAUGGGCUACCAGCUUGCAAGCUUAACAUCUGUCACUCGCUUUGAUUUAAGCAAGAACAACCUCAAUGGCGAUAUACCGUACCAACUGCCUCCUAAUGCAAAGUACAUAGAUCUUUCUCAAAAUGGCUUCACAAAUACUGUGCCAUAUUCAAUAUCUCAGAUGUCUGACCUUGAAACUCUAAAUCUUGGUCGUAACAAGCUCAAUGGACAGUUGACGGAUAUGUUUGGGAAACUUACUAAACUCAAAGAGCUGGAUUUAUCGUACAACUCAAUGACUGGCAACUUGCCUCAGAGUUUUGGAAAGCUCUCAAGCCUGAAAAAAUUGAAUCUGCAGAACAAUCAAUUUACUGGUCAAAUCACUCUACUUGUGUACACUCCCGUUGAGGACCUGAAUAUUGAAAACAACCGCUUUUCUGGCUGGAUCCCUAACGAGUUGAAGGGUAUAAACAUAAAGUCUGGAGGAAAUUCUUGGUCGUCUGGACCAUCUCCACCUUCUCCCCCUGGUGCACGCCGUAAUAGAGAAGGAGGGUCUUCCUCACAGAGUGGUGGGGGGAAGUCUUCUGUAGCCAGCGGAUUAACCAUAGCUGGGAUAGCUCUGGCCGUAUUGUUGGUGCUUGCAAUUAUAAUUGCCCUUUUUUCAAGAAGAAGACGUUCUUCUACUUCACACCUCCUUGAUGAUGACAGGCUUAGCCAGCGUAAAUCCUUUGGUGCCUCCUAUUCAUCUAAGGAAUUAUCUAGAGAACUGAAUUCUUCAUUCAGAAAUAAAGUGACAGAUCCUGGAGCCGUUUCAAUUGACAUAAAGCCUGUUUCAAAAUCUCCAUCAAUUGGUUUUAAGUCGCUUUCUGGACGUUUGCAAUCCUUUGCCAGAAGAAGCACCUCUGUAAAAGCUACGAAUUAUGCUUUGGCAGAUUUGCAGGUUGCUACUGCUAAUUUUGCACCCGCUCGCCUUCUUGGACAGGGUACCAUUGGACGUGUCUAUAGGGCUAAAUAUGAUGAUGGGAAGGUUUUGGCUGUGAAAAAGAUUGACUCCUCACUGUUUCAAGGCUCAGCGCCACAAGAAUUUUCUGACAUUGUUGUAAAUAUCUCCAAGAUUCGCAAUGCCAACAUCGCUGAACUUGUUGGUUAUUGUUCAGAACACGGGCAUAACAUGUUAAUUUACGAGUACUUUAGAAAUGGCUCGCUUCAUGAAUUCUUACACAUGUCAGAUGACUACAGUAAUCCCCUAACUUGGAACACAAGAGUCAGAAUUGCUUUAGGCACUGCCCGGGCUGUUGAGUACCUCCAUGAAGGCUGCUCUCCAUCCACAGUUCACAAGAACAUCAAAUCAUCUAAUAUUUUGCUUGACAUUGAACUCAAUCCUCGUCUCUGCGAUUAUGGCUUGGCAACCUUCCAUCAGCGUACUAGCCAAAACCUUGGGAUGGGAUGCAAUGCUCCAGAAUGCACAAAGCCAUCAGCCUAUACAGCAAAGAGUGAUGUUUACAGUUUUGGGGUAGUCAUGUUGGAGUUAUUGACUGGUCGUAUGCCAGUUGACAGUUCAAAACCACCUGUGGAGCAGUGCCUUGUCCGGUGGGCAACCCCACAGCUCCAUGAUCUCGAUGCCUUGUCAGAAAUGGUGGAUCCUGCUCUCCGUGGACUCUACCCUCCCAAGUCAGUCUCGCGGUUUGCUGACAUCAUUGCCCUCUGUGUUCAGCGGGAGCCUGAAUUCCGGCCACCUAUGUCAGAGGUGGUGCAACAGUUAGUGCGGUUAGUUCAGCGCUCUAGUAUGAACAUGAGAGAGGAUCUUGGUCUCGGGGCAUCUCGUCACUCGAGUGCCAUGAGCAGCGCGAAAGAGGAUCUUGCAGCUUCUCGCAGGUUGACCGACUUUUGAUGGUGAUUUGCAUUUUGAUCAAUAUCAUGUAAGCAAGCAUAUGGGAGACACAGAUUGAGUCAUUCCAUUAAAUGUUUUUCUCUGUCUCUCCCAAAGCUGCCCAAUAUUUGUUAAUAGACUUACUUCAAAAUUAAUCUCAUGAAGCCUGGGCCCUAAAGUUGUUCAAGGCAGUUUAGCUAGUUCAUUAUUGGAGAAGCAGAUUUGAGAAAGAGAAAAAAGAAAAAAGAAAAAAAAAGGUUAUUGGAAAUUGUUCACGGGAGACUACAAAGCCAACCUCAGGUAAAGUGUAUACUUCAACAUGAUGCA